Aspergillus alliaceus is the source of this 1512-nucleotide messenger RNA. Its product is annotated as mitofusin complex protein UGO1. NCBI's taxonomy places the organism in Eukaryota, Fungi, Ascomycota, Eurotiomycetes, Eurotiales, Aspergillaceae. Bases 1 to 1512 code for a protein of 503 amino acids. The record is from RefSeq and is a predicted model, not a curated record. The transcript is spliced from 2 exons.
AUGUCCUCUUCUCGUGAAGGGCCUAAUCCUCUACGCCCUUAUUACUUCCCCCCAUCCGGACUAGAAGCUACCAACGCCACUUCAUCCCCUCCCGAUGCGUCAUCGGCCCAUGUUUUUGGAAGCUCUGCUCGCGACUUGCUGUCCGACUUGGACUACUCGGAUUACCUGGAGAACUCUCCUUCGGUAUCAAGCUGGAUUCGAGAUGCUUUGGACCGUGCACUUUGGAAAUAUACCAGUCUCUUGACUGCGCAGCCGUUUGACGUCGCAAAAACCAUCUUACAGGUCUAUGUCGUGUCAGACGCUCAGGAUGGGCAGUGGCCACUGGAUGGCCACAGGCAAAGCUCGAGUACUCGGAGCGAUCUCUAUGAUGAAGAGGAAGAAGAGGGUGUUGAUGCGCUAUCCUCAGAUGACGAGAGCAGUUAUUUCACGUCGACAGCCCCUGCGGUCUCGUCACCGUCGAACCCACGCUCUCGAAAGUCUCGACGCCAUAUUACCGAUCGAAGCGGUUACAUCCAGUCCUCAACCCCCUCUUCCCGAUAUUCUUUGAAAAUCAAAAACCCAAGCUCCCUGAUCGACGUACUUUCGCAGUUGUGGACUACCAGCGGACCAACGUCCCCAUGGAAGGCGACCAAUGCGACAUUCAUUUACUCUCUUCUCCUCCCAACUCUCAACACCUUCAUUCGCAGUCUUCUAUCAGCCAUUGUGGGGCUACCAGAGGAGGAUAUUUCGUCUUCUAUGACAGCGGACAUUCUGACUUCGACCUCCCCAAUCGCCACAUUGGUUCUGUCAUUCAUCUCUACAUCCUUGUCUGCAUUGAUCCUCUCUCCGAUUGAUACCGCUCGCACACUCCUCAUUCUCACGCCUGUCACACAUGGACCGCGCUCCCUUAUUCGAGCUAUUCGCCAAAUCCCGACUCCCAAUUGCACCGUACCCCCUCACCUAGUCCCCAUCACGAUCCUCCAUUCGAGUCUGCCUAAUUUCAUAAUGACUACUACUCCGCUCUUCUUAAAAUCAUACCUGUCCCUUGACCCUGUUCUAAACCCGUCCAUGUGGAACCUGUUCACGUUCAUGGGAUCCGGCUUGGAACUGGCAGUUCGGUUUCCUCUGGAGACUGUUUUGCGUCGCGCGCAGAUCGCAACAUUCACAUCCCCAAGUGUCCAGCAACACUCCACUGGUGGAUUACGUUCUACAAAAUCCGCAGAGGCCGCCGCGGAAGUACCAGAGGUCGAAACUAUCGUCCCGACACCCCGUACAUACAGGGGUAUUGUUGGAACGAUGUGGGGUGUUGUUUACGAGGAGGGCGUUCAAUCGAGCCCAGAAGCUGAGAGGGCACAAGCCUUAUUUGACAAGCCCAUUACGCUGAAGAAACGGCAGGGCCAGGGAAUCCAUGGCUUAUACCGCGGCUGGAGAAUUGGUAUGUGGGGAAUUGCCGGUAUUUGGGGCGCCAGCUUCCUUGGAAGUGCUGGUGCCGGCGGGGAUGAUGGAGCAAUGGCCAGUGGAGGCCGCUUUUGA